Molecule: messenger RNA, 524 nt
Organism: Caenorhabditis angaria
Lineage: Eukaryota; Metazoa; Nematoda; Chromadorea; Rhabditida; Rhabditidae
Source: the annotation of a GenBank genome assembly
AUGAAACUAAAUAAAGAAUUUCUAGUCGGCAAACUGUGAUUUUUGUGAAAAUAUUAGCUUCAAGAUUCUGAUAUAAAUAGGUUUCCAAUGUAUUCUUCACUUACCCAUUUUAAAAAAUAAAUGAGCGCGUCUCUUCGUAGAAUAAAAUCCAGAGAAAUGGCCAAAUUUAUUUUAUUUUUUUGUAAAACUAGAACAAUGACGUGGCCGAGGCCGUUGAAAUAAUCAAUUACGUGAUCAUUCUUUUAAGAUGAAAAAAUAAUUGACCCGCACAACAUUGUAACAAUUUCAGAUGUUGUCUUCCAGGCCCACCAGGAACAGCUGGAAACCCUGGAAAACCAGGAAAACCUGGACGCCCAGGAUCACCUGGAUUGCCAGGAGUCCCAGGAAAACCUCCAACUGCCCCAUGUGAGCCAACAACUCCUCCACCUUGCAAACCAUGCCUACAAGGACCACCCGGGCCACCAGGACCACCAGGACCAGCUGGAACACCAGGUUUUGGUCACAAGAUUUUUAUUGCGCAAUAA